This is a messenger RNA of Neolamprologus brichardi, 1468 nucleotides long. RefSeq names its product BCL2 interacting killer (gene bik). Lineage: Eukaryota; Metazoa; Chordata; Actinopteri; Cichliformes; Cichlidae. The record is from RefSeq and is a predicted model, not a curated record.
UAAAACUAAUUAAAAUAAUUUAAUUAGUUUUUAAAAGAAAAGAACAGGGAUUAUGGCUGGAAUGUGGAUUUCCAGGUAGAUGCCUGUAGGACAGGCUCAGUGCAGUCAUCCAGUGUAAGCUUCGUGUUUGUCUGCUUGAACUUCACCUGUCCUACCUCGCUAACGUCACCUUGUCCUCUUUCCUAGAAGUUGCUCCUCUGUGAGCUUGGUUUCCAUUCCGGACUUCAGAAACCCUCUUGGACCUGUAAAUAACCCAGCCUGGAGCCUUCCCCAGCCCAACCGCGCACCUCGCAGAGUAAUUUUAAGCUGUGGUUAUUAAUAAUAACCCUGCAAACAUUACCAGAAAGCAUCUUACAGGUGGCCCCCUGGUGUUCACUGUCGGCGGAAGCCCCAGCGGUGACAGAUAAAGGUGUGUCCUGUCAUUAGCGGCAGCAGUUACCUGAGAGCGUCGAGAUUAAAGGGCGCUGCUGGCGGCGUCCACUUAAUCUACAUAAAAAGAAAACAAAAUGGUGGAACAAACAAGACGCCCAAGUCGUGUCAUCGCCCUCCAGGCUGGACCUAGUGAGGUGGACCCUGGCACCCUGAGGAUCAGUGACAGGGUUGCACGGGCCUGUGGCCGCCAGUUGGCUUUAAUCGGUGACCAGCUAGACCGAGAGUAUGCCAGCAGAAUGCCAAACCAGCUUCCGACUCCCUUAAACCUCCUGAGACCUGCCCAGGCACUGACUAGGACCAUCUAUAGGGAUAUUCACAAUCAGUUAGGAACUUUUCGGGGUUUGUCUGCUGCAAUGAAGACCUGGUUAGUGAGCACUGCACCUGGGCAGGGGAUCCUCAGAGUUGAGGCCUUGACAGCUUGGGCAUCCAACUUUAACCCAGUAACCUGCACUGGGUGGAACAGAGGAGCACUUGUUACUGUGGCACUGGUGGCCAUGGUGACCAUUUUCAGUGCACUAUGGACGGAGCAGAAAGCUUAAGGGGGCCACGAGCAGGUCUUCUCAGCCAUGUUUGUCAAAAUAUGUUUGCUAUCGAGUGAGAAUUACUGCUGUUUUCUCUUGCUGUUUACUUUGACUUUUCCUUUUUUUUUUUAAAUAACUGUUUUUAUUGAGCGGUAUUGAAGUUGAAAGUGAGGACAACAACCUCUUUGACAACGCAGAAGAAAAGAGAAGAAAAAAAAAGUAUAAUGUAAAAUUAGUUGGGAGUAAAUUGUUUAAAGGAAAUCUAGCCUUGCCUAAGGAGUUGGCCAGUUUAUUGUAGCAGUGGCAUGUUGAUUCAUGUCAGAAAACAUGUUGACUGGACUGUUGCUGGCUUGCAGUCUUUUGUAUCCAGAUUUGUUUCUUACUGGUUUAAGAGGCCAAAAUUUUUUCAAAUGAUAUGUAGCAUUGCUUAGUGUACAAUGAAGGGAGCUGGACUUUCUGUUCAAGAUUUGAAACUGCUUUUUCAUGUGACGCCAAAUAAACUUCUUAAUGACAAA